Penicillium samsonianum is the source of this 2712-nucleotide messenger RNA. It is a transcript of the gene dapB, whose product is annotated as dipeptidyl aminopeptidase dapB. NCBI's taxonomy places the organism in Eukaryota, Fungi, Ascomycota, Eurotiomycetes, Eurotiales, Aspergillaceae. Gene Ontology annotation, molecular function: dipeptidyl-peptidase activity; serine-type peptidase activity. Gene Ontology annotation, biological process: proteolysis. The transcript has 3 exons. The record is from RefSeq and is a predicted model, not a curated record. Bases 1 to 2712 code for a protein of 903 amino acids.
AUGGGGAAAUUCGAAGAUGAAGGGAACUCGGAGUCUGCACCGUCGAAUCGACAACGAUCGGAAUCACUCUCCUCACAAACAUCCACCGACUCAGGCCUAUCGAUCGCCUCCGAAUUGUUCAUGAAGAACCACAAGGGAGGCAACACGAUGCCGAUGGAGGAAGAGGAUGGGGACCGAUACCGGGAUAUUGAAGACGGAAGGGAAACUGGCUCAGAUGAGCCUCUUAUAUCAAGCGGGAAGAAGGCAGGCUCGUCGAGUCGCCUGCGCCGGAUCGUCUGGUUACUGGUGUUGCUCUGCGUCGGUGGCUGGGUGAUUGCCUUCGUGCUGUUCCUCGCGCAGAAACGUCCCGAUACUGCGGCGCUCUCGUCUGCCUCAACCGUGGAUAUUCAUGAACCAAACCCGGCCGCCGGUGGUACAAGCCACGGGAAACCAGUGACACUCGAGCAAGUCUUGAGUGGUACUUGGUCUCCGAAGUCCCAUGCGAUCUCCUGGAUUGCGGGCCCGGACGGCGAGGACGGUCUUCUGGUUGAGCAAGGCGAGAGGCAAGACGCUUUUUUGCGGGUGAAAGACAUCCGCAGUAGUAAGGACGGCGUCGAUAGUCUCGAGACCAGAGUGUUGAUGAAGAAGGGGUACAUCUGGUUUGAUGGAGAGGCCAUGCAACCGGCCAAGACGUGGCCAAGUCCUGAUAUGAACAAGGUCUUGGUCAUGACUGACACCCAGUCCAAUUGGAGACACUCGUAUUUUGGGAAAUAUUGGAUUUUGGAUGUGGCCACACAGAAGGCCGAGCCGCUAGAUCCUGGGAACUUGAGUGGACGUGUACAGCUUGCAGCUUGGUCGCCAACCUCUGAUGCGGUUGUGUUUGUUCGUGAGAACAACUUAUAUUUGCGUAAGCUGGCUUCCUUGGAGGUCACCCCUAUCACCAAGGAUGGCGACGAGAACCUCUUCUAUGGUGUUCCAGACUGGGUGUACGAGGAAGAAGUCUUUGCAGGCAACACCGGCACCUGGUGGUCUGAUGAUGGGAAGUUUGUCGCAUUCCUUCGAACCAACGAGUCAGCAGUCCCUGAAUAUCCUAUUCAGUACUUCCUUUCACGGCCAUCAGGCAAAGAGCCACCGCCCGGACUUGAAAAUUACCCCGAAGUCAGGCAGAUCAAAUACCCCAAACCCGGCACCCCGAAUCCAAGUGUCAACUUGCAGUUCUAUGAUGUUGAGAAAAAUGAAGUUUUCUCAUUUGACAUGCCAGAGGACUUUGUUGACGAUGAAAGAAUUAUUAUCGAGAUUGUUUGGGCGUCCGAGGGCAAGGUUUUGAUUCGAGAGACCAAUCGAGAGAGCGAUGUUGUGAAGAUUUUCGUCAUGGACACAAAGGCCCGAACUGGGAAACUGGUGCGGUCAGACGAUAUCGCAGCUCUGGACGGUGGUUGGGUUGAACCUUCACAGUCCACUCGGGUUAUUCCCGCUGACCCCAACAAUGGUCGACCACACGAUGGUUACAUUGACACCGUUAUUUAUGAAGGCUAUGAUCACUUGGCUUAUUUCACACCUUUCGACAACCCAGAACCUGUGAUGUUGACCAAGGGUAAUUGGGAAGUGGUCAAGGCACCGUCCGCUGUUGACCUGAAGAAGGGCCUGGUAUACUUUGUUGCCACAAAGGAGGCUCCCACUCAGCGUCACGUAUACUCGGUCAAACUGGACGGAUCUGAUCUUCGACCUCUGACGGAUACAUCUGCACCCGGCUAUUUCGAUGUCUCAUUUUCCCAUGGAGCUGGCUAUGGUUUACUCAGCUAUAAAGGCCCAGCAGUGCCGUGGCAGGCUGUGAUCAACACCCAAGGUGACGAAAUUGACAUCAUAAAUCUCAUCGAGGAGAACGUUCAACUCGCUAAGAUGGUCGAAGAAUUCGCCCUCCCAACAGAGGUGUACACCAAUGUAACCAUUGAUGGUUACACGCUCCAAGUUCUAGAGCGCCGCCCUCCAAACUUCAACCCUGAAAAGAAAUACCCCGUGCUUUUCUUCCUAUAUGGUGGACCAGGAUCGCAAACGGUCGACCGCAAGUUCACGAUUGACUUCCAGACCUAUGUCGCCUCGAGCCUGGGUUAUAUUGUCGUCACUGUGGAUGGCCGAGGAACAGGUUUUAUUGGGAGAGAAGCCCGCUGCGUUGUACGUGGUAAUAUCGGCCAUUAUGAAGCUAUCGAUCAGAUUGAGACGGCCAAGAUCUGGGCUAGCAAGAGUUACGUGGAUGAAAGCCGCAUGGCAGUCUGGGGCUGGAGCUACGGUGGCUACAUGACCCUGAAGGUCCUUGAACAAGAUGCGGGCGAGACGUUCCAAUACGGCAUGGCCGUGGCACCCGUUACUGAUUGGAGGUUCUAUGACUCUAUCUAUACAGAACGUUAUAUGCACACCCCCGAGCACAACCCCUCAGGUUAUGCAAAUGCCUCCAUCAAUGAUGUCAUGGCCCUAGGCCACAGUGUACGGUUUUUGAUCAUGCACGGUGUUGCCGACGACAAUGUUCAUCUCCAAAAUACUCUUGUGUUGAUCGACAAGCUGGAUUUGAAGAAUAUCGACAACUACGACAUGCAGGUCUUCCCUGACUCAGACCAUAGUAUACAAUUCCACAUGGCGCAUGCGCUUGUUUAUGAACGUCUCUCGAGCUGGCUCAUCAAUGCGUUCAAUGGUGAAUGGCAUCGGAUCACGAGUCCGAAACCACAAGAGUCGACGUGA